AAAAAAAAAAAUUGAAACAGCGGUAGGCGUCGGUGGAGGUUUCGUGGGUCAGCUAUCCAGCCUGUUCCCGCUUAAAUGCCGAGCACAUUACCUCCCAGUCCCCAAUAACAACGCAAUAUCUGCCGUCGAUUCAAUUAAACCAGCACGCGACAGCCCCCGGGGAACCGCAUGAUUCCGAGAGGCCAUAAUCCGAAAGGGACAUCUGAUCUAACGCUCCCUCCCUUCCCUUCCAGCCAAAGAAACUAGAAUCGGAAAACAACAAAAGCUACUAUUACUCAUACUCAGCACAGAUCUGAAGUUUCCUCCGCUUCCCCACCUUUCCCCUACCUCGCGUCUCCAGAUCUCUCCUGGAGAAAAUGGAGAUCAAAUGGGGGCUUUUAUUGCUGGGAGCGAUGUUUGCCGCUCAUUUGAUGAUGUUGGGUGUUUUCAGCCAGGAUUCUUCAGUGAAGGCCACUGUUGUAAAGAAGAAGGGGGGCACGAAGUACUGCACUAAAGGGUGGGAAUGCACAGGCCCUUCGAAGUUCUGUUGUAAUCUCACAAUUUCGGACUAUUUCCAGACCUAUCAGUUCGAAAAUCUCUUCUCGAAGCGCAAUACGCCCGUGGCACAUGCCGUCGGCUUCUGGGACUACCACUCGUUUAUUACUGCGUCCUCCGUCUACCAGCCUCUCGGCUUCGGCACCACCGGAGGAAAGCUUAUGCAGAUGAAGGAGGUCGCCGCCUUCCUCGGCCACGUCGGUAGCAAAACCUCCUGUGGAUAUGGGGUUGCCACCGGGGGACCGUUUGCCUGGGGACUCUGCUAUAACAAGGAAUUGAGCCCAAAUGGUGAUUACUGUGAUGAAUCCUUCAAACUAGAAUUUCCUUGCUCGCCUGGGGCUCAAUACUAUGGGCGGGGUGCAAUUCCCCUCUACUGGAACUACAAUUAUGGUCCCGCUGGGAAUGCCUUGAAAGUGGAUUUGUUGAAUCAUCCAGAAUAUGUUGAACAGAAUGCUACCCUAGCUUUCCAGGCUGCAAUGUGGCGUUGGAUGAACCCAAUUAAGAAGAAGCAGCCUUCAGCCCAUGAUGUUUUCGUUGGAAACUGGAAACCCACCAAGAAUGACACUUUGUCCAAGCGGACUCCUGGUUUUGGCACCACCAUGAAUAUCUUGUACGGGGAUCUUGUUUGUGGUCAGGGUGACAUUGAUUCCAUGAAUAACAUCGUCUCCCAUUACCAAAAUUACCUUGACCUAAUGGGUGUUGGAAGGGAGGAGGCAGGGUCCCAUGCAAAUGUUACUUGUGCUGAGCAGGCUGCUUUCAACCCAUCGUCCUCAUCUGCAACUUCAUCUUCAUCUUCUUAGGCUUGUCUUCGUGAGCUCCAUAAGAUGAUUUUAGGUCAUAUUGUCUUUUCAGCCAGACAAUCCUCAAUGUGGAAGUGGUAAAAUAAGAAGGGCAACUAAGAUGGGAGUUAUCAGAUCAUAUAUAUUUAGCUUUUCAAUUUCUUGUGGAGUUCAACUAGCAAGAACAGUUAUAAAGUGUGGUAUUUUUUUCUAUUUCCCUGUCAUUGCUGUGCAGAAUUCGGGAUUCAUUUUGUUUCUAAAACCAAUGUAUAUUGUGGUCACAUGAUACCUAUUUUUGUGAACUAUGUUAUGUGUGUUUUAAUUGUAAUUCUUUUUUAAAGUGAAUUUUCUUAAUUUUGAA
This is a messenger RNA of Malania oleifera, 1674 nucleotides long. RefSeq names its product chitinase-like protein 1. NCBI's taxonomy places the organism in Eukaryota, Viridiplantae, Streptophyta, Magnoliopsida, Santalales, Ximeniaceae. Gene Ontology annotation, biological process: chitin catabolic process; cell wall macromolecule catabolic process; carbohydrate metabolic process. Gene Ontology annotation, molecular function: chitinase activity. The coding region runs from base 357 to 1334 and encodes 325 amino acids. The record is from RefSeq and is a predicted model, not a curated record. The transcript is spliced from 4 exons.